This is a messenger RNA of Striga asiatica, 658 nucleotides long. Lineage: Eukaryota; Viridiplantae; Streptophyta; Magnoliopsida; Lamiales; Orobanchaceae. The record is from the annotation of a GenBank genome assembly.
GGGUUAAGCGGGAAAGAAAAAAUAAUACACGCGCUAAGAGAGUGUUUUUGGGGCAAGAGAAAAGAACGCCAUAACAUAAUUUCUCCCAAAGUUGUUUCAAACGAAAUUAGCCUUCACCCUAAAUCUCAACCAAAAUCUCAUCCUCUUAGAUAUCUAUCGAGGAGCCAUCUAAUUCUAGCCGAAAUAUUCGUCCACCGCAUCCAAUUGUUUAUUGCAAGCAACCAAAUUUCUGGGUCGCGAAGGUCAAGAGGUCGUGCGACAGUAAACUACAACUUCUAUUCUGCGAGCAACCACCGGAAAGAUCCUGACGGAGUCUACCAUUCCGACGAGGAAGUGUUACUGGAAAAUGUGGAGCUGAUUCUUGAAGCCUUUGACUACCUCCAGUUGCCAUUUACUUUUCGAAAAGGAUGUUUAUGUUAAAUUCAACACCUUAUUUACAAUGAAGCUUCUAGAUAUACCAAGAAAUUGGAGUUGCAUAGAUAUUUUGAAAACUUAGAAUAUUAAAUAAAUUAGAAGUGUCAUGAUAGUUCUUGACUUGUGAAGCAACUCUUAUGUCGGUUAAGUCACCGACUUUAUUGUACUAUAAAUAGACAUUAAAGUUAUAAUGUUAUAAAUAGACAUUAAAGUUAUAAUGUGGAGUGUGUCCAAUGAGUGGUUU